CUCCUAAGUUCCACUCACCCAUACAGUAAUUGACGACCCGCACCCACUUUUCCCUUCAACAACCCUCUUCUGUACAGGGCCUCAUCGUCCGCUUGAUCAAUUCCAAUCAUUUUGGCGCCUGGACGGCGGCCUGCUUGCUCACUUGUCUAGGUUCUUGUCUUCCCGACGCACAAUGGCGCCUGCGGAGGCGCUCACAGUCCCGAUUGAGGAACACGGGCUUUCCGUGCGCAAUUCCCCUUCGCCCAAUCGAUCACGAAAAACCUGGCAUCCGCGAGUGCCCUUUGCGUCCCCCAACAACAGCAGGAACGGGACUGACGAGCGCCAUCACUCAGAUGCUGAGGAACCGGCGCGAUCUGUUCGCUCGUCCAAAAGCGUAUGGUGGAAGACAAAGCUGUUUAGUGGAAUGGUGAAUGAUAUACGAAGGAGGACACCGUUUUAUUGGAGCGAUUGGAAGGAUGCUUGGGAUUAUCGCGUUGUUCCUGCGACCGUAUAUAUGUACUUUGCAAAUAUUUUGCCUGCUCUUGCAUUUUCUCUGGACAUGUUCGAAAAGACAAACCGAAGUUUCGGCGUCAAUGAAGUUUUGCUAGCUUCCGUAUUUGCUGCUGUAGUAUUCUCCAUAGCAGCUGCCCAGCCGCUUGUAAUCGUCGGUGUUACAGGUCCCAUCACCGUGUUCAAUUAUACCGUGUACAACAUGAUUACACCACGCGGCACCAACUAUUUCGCCUUCAUGGCGUGGAUAGGUAUAUGGGCCGCUAUAAUGCACUGGAUUCUUGCGAUCACGAACUCCUGUAACUUGCUCCGAUAUGUUACCCGAUUCUCAUGUGACAUUUUCGGCUUCUACGUCGCCUUCAUAUACAUCCAAAAGGGCAUCCAAGUGCUCACCCUGCAAUGGGAAGUCAGUGAUGCUUCUGCCUACUUGUCCAUAUCCAUCGCCUUGAUGGUCUUCAUGGUGGCAUACAUCGCUGCUAUUACCGGACAUUCAAACCUGUUCCAGCGGGAUAUCCGCAAAUUCAUCGAGGACUACGGCACGCCUCUCACGGUUAUCUUCUUUACUGGUUUUGUUCACAUCGGCAAGAUGCGCGACAUUGAGCUACUUACGCUUCCAACCAGCAAAGCCUUCUUCCCAACGGCUGACCGGGGCUGGUUCAUCCACUUCUGGGACAUAAGUGUUGGCGACGUCUUCCUCGCUCUGCCCUUCGCCCUUCUCCUCACAAUUCUCUUCUGGUUUGACCACAAUGUCUCCUCUCUCAUCGCCCAAGGAACCGAAUUUCCCCUCCGUAAGCCCGCCGGCUUCCACUGGGACAUCUUCCUGCUUGGUCUCACAACCGGCGUCUCCGGCCUCCUCGGUAUCCCCUUCCCCAAUGGACUCAUCCCACAAGCGCCCUUCCACACAAACUCUCUAUGCGUCACUCGCACAGUCUCCGACUCGGACGACGAAGUUAACAAAGGCCACACGCGCCGCGUUGUCGACCACGUCGUCGAACAGCGCGUGUCCAACCUAGCCCAAGGCCUCCUCACUCUAGGCACCAUGACGGGCCCCCUUCUCAUCGUGCUCCACCUCAUUCCACAAGCCGUGCUUGCGGGUCUCUUCUUCGUCAUGGGCAUCCAAGCACUCGAGGCCAACGGCAUAACGCUCAAGAUCCUCUUCCUCGCACAAGACAGACAUCUCACGCCGAAGUCCGACCCGCUCCUGCGCAUCGAGCGCCGCAUCGCCGUUUGGGCCUUCGUCGCGCUGGAACUCAUCGGCUUCGGCGCUACGUUCGCCAUCACGCAGACCGUAGCGGCAAUAGGGUUUCCCGUCUUCAUCUUGCUUUAUAUCCCGCUCCGGACGUGGGUUAUGCCGCGUUGGUUUACGCAGCAGGAGUUGAGCAUUUUGGACGCGCCUACCGCGAGUCCUUUUACUAUGGAGAGUGUUGGGGGCAAUUACGAGGAGGUGGAUGAGGGGAUUGGGAGUGGGAGUGGGGAAAGGACACCAGCGCCGGGGCAGGAAGGGUUUCGUAGGAGUGGGGAGGUAGAGAGGGGGCUGGCUGGGGUUGUUUUUGAGGAAGGCAGGCGGAAUGCGGAGGGGACGAGUCGGAGGAGGGCGAGUAUGAGGACUCCGGAGACGCUGGAGUUGGAUAAUAUGACGAAGGGUUGAAAGGAUGUGGAGUCAAGUAACAACGUAACAAGGGAUCACGCAGAAAUGUGUUGCCACAUGUUACAUGUAUUUGGCGACUG
Messenger RNA from Westerdykella ornata, 2217 nucleotides. RefSeq lists its product as uncharacterized. The transcript is spliced from 4 exons. Bases 173 to 2137 code for a protein of 654 amino acids. Gene Ontology annotation, molecular function: borate efflux transmembrane transporter activity; solute:inorganic anion antiporter activity. Lineage: Eukaryota; Fungi; Ascomycota; Dothideomycetes; Pleosporales; Sporormiaceae. The record is from RefSeq and is a predicted model, not a curated record. Gene Ontology annotation, biological process: monoatomic anion transport; borate transport; transmembrane transport. Gene Ontology annotation, cellular component: fungal-type vacuole; plasma membrane.